Glycine soja is the source of this 760-nucleotide messenger RNA. RefSeq lists its product as uncharacterized. NCBI's taxonomy places the organism in Eukaryota, Viridiplantae, Streptophyta, Magnoliopsida, Fabales, Fabaceae. The annotation marks the transcript as partial. The record is from RefSeq and is a predicted model, not a curated record. The transcript is spliced from 3 exons.
AUCUCCAUUAUAUGCUCAGGAAAAAUCAGAAGAGAAUGUUUCUUCGAGGACUUUGACGGCCAUGAGCAAAUAUUCCAGGCAACAUUUGGUAACAAAUGGUAUACAUGGUCCUUCAACAAUUGGAGAAGUUCUUCCUCUGAACAUUCCACAUCUGGGUUUGAAUGGAGGGAACAUUCAAAUAGGACAAACAAGUGGAAAAAUGAAAGUGAUACUGAGCAUGAAGAUGAUGACUCAUGUUGUGAAGGAUCAAGUUCUGAUAGGACUGUUCUGGGUCUGCCUCCAACAGGUCCAUUAAAGAUUGAAGAUGUUAAAAAUGCUAUCCGGUUAUCGGCUUUAAAAUGGCAUCCUGAUAAGCAUCAGGGCCCUUCCCAGGCAAUGGCUGAAGAAAAAUUCAAACUGUGUGUAAAUGCAUACAAAACAUUAUGCAAUGCUCUCUCCCCAUCUUAGGUGGCUUGUUACAGCUUCAAGUCAGUAAAGAUAUCCAUCACAAUUGAUCAAUGUAGUACGAUUAAAUUUAUUAUUUUGGGUUGGCAUUUAAUUCACAGUAAGGUCAUAAUUUCACUCUCUUAGUGGAAAAGAAGUUAAUUUUUUGACGCAAAUAUAAUUUUCCGACUAUGGGAUGCUCCCUUGAGUUAUAUCUUGUGAUUUGAUGAUCAUUAGACAUUUUUUAAAGAGUAAUUACUACAAAGCAAAAUAAUCAUCUCAUGCGGAUUUGUUAACAGAAUCAGGAUGGAAUGCAAUGGAACAAUCAUGUUUUUCC